Chondrus crispus (carragheen) is the source of this 3966-nucleotide messenger RNA. RefSeq lists its product as hypothetical. Bases 1 to 3966 code for a protein of 1321 amino acids. Gene Ontology annotation, molecular function: histone binding. The transcript has a single exon. The record is from RefSeq and is a predicted model, not a curated record. Gene Ontology annotation, cellular component: condensed chromosome, centromeric region; nucleus. Gene Ontology annotation, biological process: meiotic chromosome condensation; mitotic chromosome condensation; mitotic cell cycle. Lineage: Eukaryota; Rhodophyta; Florideophyceae; Gigartinales; Gigartinaceae.
AUGGAAUUCCAAAUACCCCUCCACUUUGAAGACCUCACCCGCUCUGCGGCCGGGUCAUGGCGAGUCCGUCCUACCCCUCAGCGUGAGUCUCCGUCGGAUGACCUUCUGCAGCUCGUGCAACAAGACCCAACCGCCAUUGUCUCCUCCUCGUCAGGACCUUCUCCGCAGUUCACCGCGGUUUUUACUUUAAUCACCAACUACUCGAGCCUAACCAAAUCCAACCGCGUCGCCCUCGCCGACAUUGUCGACAGUUUGCCUGAUCAAGUCAGUGCCUCCGAUGCCUCUCAUGUGAAAACAGCUGCCUUCCUUAUAGCGGGACUGGCAGUCACAGCCUCCGCCGUCACCCCGGUUUGCAAAUACUGGGAGAAAACAGGCCGCGAGGCCGUGCUUGAGGCUAUCUCCGGACUCCUGAGCUCAGACUCAAUACCAACUAAAUUUGGCCCCACAGACCUCGAUCAGCUGUGCAGUUUGGUAGUCCGCACGAUUCUUCAGGUUCUAGAACAGCCUUCUGCCGCUAAGGACAAGAAUGCCCGCACCGUACUCGCGAGAUCCCUCGCCACAGCUCUCACACUCGACCCGCGGCAAAGCUUGCCAGCGAUCACGGCCUUGCUGCAUGCAUUGAAUCGGCAUGAACAUUUACCGGGGCCUAUGGCGGACAUGCUCUUCAAAAUGACGGAGGAGAAGAGCGCACUUGUUCAGUUCGUAUCUGAGUUUGUUCGUGAGAUCUCGAGGCUUCCUUCAGAUGAUCUUGCGAGGGAUGUCACUGCCGCCAGGGGAUGCUCCGCGUUCAUCAGUGAGCUUUCGGAGCGCAUGCCUCAAGUCUUCCGCUCCAACUUGGCGUUGGUUCUGUCUCAGCUCGACUGCGACAGCUACACAAUGCGAAACGGCGUCGUCCAUGUGAUCGGGACACUAAUUCGUGCCGCUCCAAAUCCCGAUGAUCCAUUGCUUGAUGUUCUUAUGGAGCGCUCUCAUCGCGAUAUCCAUGCGUAUACUAGAAGUAAGGCUCUUCAAGUUUGGAUUCUCCUGGCAGAGGCCCGGGUAAUUCCAAAUCGCCUUUUUCCAGUGCUUGCUGAUAUGGCUGCAUCUCGUCUUGAUGAUCGAACUGCAGCAGUAAGGAAGUAUGCGACGCAGUUACUUGGUGCUCUUCUCCGUAAUAAUCCUUUCGGACCCGGUCUGCAAAAGUCUCAUUUCGAGGCCAAGCUCGAAGAGAUCCGCUCACUUGCUCCGAUAGCAGAGCAAGACACCAAAGUGACGAGCAAAGUACCAGAAAACUCUCCAGAAGACGUUUCAAGCGAAGUCUCUGGCAUUGACAAAGAGAACAGCCCGGCGAAUGACAGUGCUAGUGAGUGCACAAAUGUCGACAACCUGCUUGAAGAUGAUGAAAGAACGGCUGAAGAGGACAAUGGCGAGAAGAAUGGAGCAGAGGAUUCGGAAAUGGCUCUGAAGAUUAAGUACUACUCUUGGGCCUUAGCAUUCAUUCAAGCAGUUGAGACAGGACUUGAAACUACUUUCAAUAUGCUACGAUCCAAGAGUAUCACAGAUGUCUCUGAGGCUGUAUCUUUUUCGGUAACUGCUGUUCAGUUUCAGUUGGAGGCUGCUUCAGGCCGAGCGGUAAGAAAGAUGCUUCCUCUUGUGUUGGCCCGUGAGAACAAUAUACGCAAGGCAGCUGUGAAUGCAUAUAUUCGUCUACUUGCACCUGAUGGGUUCGAAACAAUCGAUGACAAAGAAUCCGCAAUGGGUGUGGCCGGCGGGCUUGCUGCACUUGGAAUCGGUGCCACGACGGGUGAGCUAGCAUGCAUGGAAGCUCUCAUGACGGCUUUCUUUGCUUCUCCAGAUACAUCUAAGCUGAUGUCACCCUCAGUGAUUGCCGUUUUGUGGGAUAUCUUCGCGGGAAAAGUUCCUGGGGCUUCAUUAGAACAACGACGAUCUGCCUGUAUUUUGGUAGGGAUGGUGGCCGCUGACCUGCCGGAUUCUCUUCAGAAUAGGGUUCAAAUACUGCAGUCCAUUGGUUUGACUGAUCCUUCCUUCGCCCGAUGGUCCUGUGUCGCUCUUUGUAAGCUACCCCCUGGAAGCGAUCGAGAUGGCCGACUUUCACAGCAACUUGCCGAGAUUGUUAAGACAUCGAAGGACUUGUCGACAGUGGAGCAAGGGGUGAAUGCAAUAUAUGUACUUUCUUCCGAACCAGAAUCAGUUGUUGGCUCAGUAAUACGUGAACUUGCUCAGACGUUGCACAGGGAGCCUGCAACUGUUCCUGUGAAAGAGCUUUCACGAUUCCUGCAAGUGGUUGGGCAUGUUGCUGUCAAGGAGUUGGUCCGAAUUGAGUCCCUAGUCAGUGAAGUACGCAGGUGCAUUGCAAGCCAGGCUCGUGGUGAUGGUAAUCAUGAAGAGGAGGACCAGGCAAAUGCAGAGGCAGAUAAAGCAUUACAGCUCGCAGAGAAAGAGCUGGUUAGUCCUGCAUCACUUCUCGGUCGAUAUGGAAAACUAGCGAGAAAGAUUGCGUCGGACAGAUCUGCGCCUCCUGAACUUCAAGCGUCCUCAGUGCUUUGCAUGGCUAAACUCAUGUGUGUGCAAGAAUCCUUCUGUGAAAAUAAUCUGCGGCUUCUGUUCUCCAUCCUGAAUUCUGCCGAAGAGCCCCUUGUGAGAUCUAACGCGGUCACAGCGCUCGGGGAUCUUGCGUUCCGGUUUCCAAAUAUGGUUGAACCUUGGAAUUCUCACAUCUAUGCUGCGCUGCAGGACAAGAACGAGACGGUAAGAAAGAAUACCCUGAUGGCCUUGACACAUCUUAUCCUCAACGAUAUGGUUAAGGUGAAAGGGCAAAUUGUGGGGCUGGCAAUCUGCAUUCUCGACGAAAACGGAAGAAUCGCAGACCUUGCCCGGCUAUUUUUCCAUGAACUGGCCCGGAAAUCUGCAAAUGCGAUUUACAACAUUCUUCCUGACACAAUCAGUUGCAUGAGUCAUAUGGAGGACUUAAAAUCCGACGAUUUCAAGACUGUAGUUGCUUUCUUGGUUGGGUUAAUGGAUAAGGAAAAGCAUGCGGAUGGAAUGGUGGAGAAGCUGUGCCACAGAUUCAGGACAAACGAAAGUGUUCGUGAAAACCGUGACUUGGCGUACUGUAUUUCGCAACUCAACAUUUCAGAAAGGGGAGUGAAAAAGAUGAACGAUAACUUCAAGAGCUACAGCACUGCUAUUUGUGAUGUAACAGUGUAUGAGUAUAUCCUGCAGGCAGUGAAUAAGGGGAACAAGGCUGGGCCGAAUGGACAACCUUCGCAGGCAUUUGAAGAAUUAACGGCAAAGAUCAAUGUUUUGAGGCCUGCUGUUGCGCAGGUGGAGGAAAAUGAGGACAAGGAUGCCGACGUAGAGAGCGAAAAUUAUUCCGAAACUACAACUCGUUCACGACGAUCGAGCCGGCGCCCUUCCAGCAAUAGAGCGCCCAAGGCACUGGAGCAGGAAGUCAAUGGUGACGAGGAUGGCGCCUCGGAAACGACGAUGGGAGCUGAGGACGAGUCAGUAUCUCGAGAAUCAAGUGAUGGGCAACGUCGCAGGAGCGUGAAGGCUGGCAAGGCUGGUAAGGUUGAUAUCGAAAGCGAUGAGGAGUCGGCAAGCGAAGGAGGGGAGCAGGAAGACGAGGCAAGCCCUAAACCCUUUCGCAGUGAGGCGCCGAGCAGCCAGCGAAGGGCUAAGAGGCGAGUUAUCGUGGAAGACGAGGAGGAGGACGAGGAGGACGAAGAAGAAGAGGACGAUGACGAAAUGAGCCUUGGCAGUGACGGAUCAGAGAGCGAUGGAGAAGAAUCUGUUACGGGCGAAACGACACCCAGACGAAGCUCUCGGCGUAGCGCGCGGCUUUCGGGGAUCUCGGGUGACGACGCUCUAAGUAAUAACGAGGGCGCAGACUUGGAAGAAGAGGAGUCGGACAGGGAGGCGGAGUCUAGCGAUGGCAGCUCGAACGAUUACGAGGACUGCUUGUAG